AUGUCAGAUUUAAGAAAAAUCAAAUUUGAUGCAAACAUUUCAUCGCUUGGAAAAAUAAGUUUCUUCUGCUGUAAGAAUUUGAUCUCUGCAGAUUUCAGUCGUUGCCCUGUUAGAAAAAUACAUGACUUCACUUUUGCCAGGUGUCAGAUUUUGUCAGAAAUUAUUUUACCAAGUUUAGUGAGAACCGUUGGUUUGUCUGUUUUCAUGGACACAAAAAUCACUUCAUUCGAAGGUGGUCGAACGAUACAAACCGUCGGACCAAAGUGUUUCAUGAAUUCAAAGCUGAAAAACUGUGAUUUGUCAAGAACAUCGAUAACGGUUUUGCCAAGCCAAAUAUUUGCCAAUUGUUCGGAAUUGAUUGAUGUAAAACUUCCGCCUGUUUUGGAGUUUAUUUCUCCAUCAUCGUUUACAUCGACGGUUUUGACAAAUUUGACAUUUCCAAGGACAUUGAAAACUAUUGGUCCUCAUUCAUUUUUCGAUUGCCAAAAGAUCGAAAUUCUGAACUUUACAGAUACUGUUUUAUAUGAGAUUGGACAUCAUUCAUUUUACAAGUGCAAAUCAUUGAAGACUCUUUUACUUCCUGACGCUGUUAAAUACAUUGGCGGAACUUGUUUCGGACACACGAAUUUGACUGAAUUAAUAAUGCCUAAAAACAAAGAUUUUGUCUCUGUCGAAGGAGAUGUUUUUAAUCACCUUGGAACUGUUGUUAAACUGGACAUGGAAUACUUGGAUAUCGCUGAGAUACAAAGCUUCCUUUUCAUGAAGGAUUUGAGUAGAUUGCAGUAUUUAUCACUUCCAAAGAAACUUGAAUCAGUUUCAGACACAAUUUUCGUUCCUUGUCCUAAUUUAAAGUUUGUUUAUUAUGGUGGAAUAAAUGUAAUGGACACUGUUCAACAGAUUGACGGAGAUGUUCCACUUAUUUUUGUUUCUAAGGACUACCCUGAUAAUAGACUAUUCGGAAUCCACGCGAGAGUUAUAAAGGACUCAUCAGUCAUGUUCUCUCAGUAA
Molecule: messenger RNA, 1008 nt
Organism: Trichomonas vaginalis G3
Lineage: Eukaryota; Parabasalia; Trichomonadida; Trichomonadidae
Exons: 1
Coding region: 1-1008 (335 amino acids)
Source: RefSeq, a predicted model, not a curated record